UAUUUUUUCUUCUGCUGAUAUUCGUAAGUUUACAUACGUAAGUAUGCAUUCAUGAAUGUAUGUACAGAAAACCAGCUUUUCGUUUUUCAACCAUGGUAACUUGCCAAUCUUGUGUUGAACCGUUUUUCAUUUCUUGUAUUACCACCUUUUCAUGUAUUGUGUAUGCAUUGGGGCUAAUUUUAAACAUCUUAACUUAAGAACUGACGAUUACAGCAAGAGACAAGUGGUACAAGAGAAAAGUUACCCAAAAUACUCAAUUUAAUGACAGCUCCGGUGUGUAUACAUAGCAAAGCGAAAAGACAAGAGAAUGUAGCAAACACUGUCAGUGCUCAACUACGAUUUAAUCUAGUGCACGCAUGUGUGUGUAAAUGUUAAUUUACUUGCGAACUAUUUCGAGAAUAGAAAUAUAUAUGUAUAUAUGUUUUUCAUGUAUAUAAGCAUUGCAAAAACGCUAAAUUUGAAAUUAUUAAAUUGUUAGCGGAGCCUGGUCGUUUGAUUGUGCGGCUUAUUGUCGAUAGUAGUCGGUAGAAUUCUAGUAAUAGAAAUUAUCAGAAUCCCUGAAGUCAGUUGUGAAAAAUACUAAAGUGAUUUGGUGAUCAAAAUGCUAUAUUCAUAGCUGUAUUAGAAUGCUUUAUUAACUAGUGUACAUAAAGUUAUUCACAAUUUGUAUAGAGUGUUUUAAAAGAGCAAAAGAGACAAAUAGCUCAACAGUUUGGAAAGGAGACGUGAAAAGAAAAGAAAUAAUUGGAAGAGAGAGAUAAAAGCUUGAUUGCGUCAACGCUUUUUGCAAAUUGUGCUCAAGUUUACACCUUGACGACAAACGACACAAAUCAAAACAAAGUUGCGAUUUCAUAUUCAAAUUUAAAAGCGAAUGACAACUAAGCGAUACUUUUUUUUUUUUUUGUUUUGUUUUACAAUUAGUGUAGAGCACUUUCAUGUCAGUAACCUUUAAUAAAUUUACCGAAAAGAUGUAACUCAAUGAUAUCGAAAACAUCACAAAAUCAACUUGAAAAUCAUAUCGGAUUUCCGGAAAAUAAAAUAAGAAAGUUCAAUAAAACCGAAGAAAGAUAUUAAGAGUCUUAAGUGGAUUAAGACAAAGAAAUCGGAAAGUACAUAAUAAAAUGUUCUCGUUUCAUAAACCACGAGUUUAUCGCUCGGCUGAAGGAUGUUGCAUUUGUCGUGCAAAGUCGAGUAGUUCACGUUUUACUGACUCACGUAAAUACGAACAGGACUCAAUGAAAUGUUUCAAUUUGAAAUAUCCUCGUCAUGGAGAGAUUUGCAAUGCAUGUGUUUUGCUGGUGAAACGUUAUAAACGGCUUCCAGGGGGCAGCACCCGACAUUGGGGACAUGUGGUUGAUGCUCGUGCGGGACCCGGAACGAAAUCAAUUUCAAAACACAAAAAGAGUCGAGAUGAUUCAGAAACUACAGCUCAUAGUGCUUCAAGUAAUAAUACAAAUACUCGCCGGGCACCAAAUUCAAAGUCACUCAUUCCUGAAAAAUUUUCCAAAAUAUUUAAAAAGAGUAAAAAAAGUAAAAUAGGCGCCGGUGCCUGUCCCGAAAGGAAAGCCGAUGAAUGUAGACGAUCUUCUGUCGCUGAGUUAAAAACAUGGAAUGACCAACAUUUGUUUUCUGCAACACUAGAUUCAAUGGAUAGCGACUAUGAAGAUAUGGGCGAGGGCGGAGAAGUUUACGAGUCGAAACGAGGAAACGUAAAUGUAAAUAAUUCAACUGUGCAAUUUCAAACACAAACGCGUGCAUCUGCAAACCGUGCCACCCGAAGGGCUACCAAUAUUAGUAAUGUCUCCAACAAUUAUUGUAAGAGUCCACUAAAAACAGGAAGCAAACGACGUAAAUGUAUGCUUCCUAUUCGAAAUCGGUCCACAUUAAAACUUGUCAAUGACAAAGCACAAUUCUUUGAUGAGACGGAAUGGCAAGAACGUAAAACUUGCUGUGGCAUGAUGUAUUUAUGUCCAUCGUUAGCUGGAGCAAUACUACUCGACAUUGACAAAUUUGAAGUCUGCACAGAACAUAAGCGCUUGCCAAUUUCGCGUACUGAGACGACGUCAUCGGCCGAUGAGGAACUAUCAUCUACUUCGCAAAAGACAAUCAUUGCUACAAUGCCAGCCGUAGUUAAAAUAUCUGCGCCAUCGGUGGCUAGUGUUUGCCCACCACCUUUGCCCAAUCCAGUGAAUGCAAUGAGAAUCAAUCAUACACCAGUAUUGAAGAAGCAUCAUUUGUUCUUCAAACGACAGUCAGAAAGUUUUCCUCAAGUGGAUCUCGCUGUUAAUAAUAAUAUUAUAAAUUCCUCAAAUAAGACUGAAUCUCUGGCAGUAUCAACAACCACUCCCGUUAUAAUUACAAACAGCACAAAUAUUGCAAAUCACAGCGGUAGUGUUGAACCACAGUUAUCAGCAAUAUCGAUUGGAAGCAACUCAAAUAUCGUCGUUUCCACACCAUUACCACUUGCAAUAAAUACCACAAAUAUAUCUGCCAUAUCGAGCAUAUCUCCUCCCAGUGUAACAUCUGUGGGUGCGCAAAUGCCGCGACAUUCUACCGCCAAGGUUACUACAAUUUCACCACCCUUACCAACAACAAAUAUAAUUGGUGGCAAUAGGCUUUUACAUAAAAUAAAAGCUGGAAAAAUUUUCAAGCAUUCUUUGGAAAAAAUCGGUGUCACGUCCACAGCCUCAUCAGUCUCCUCAUCGACUGUGGAGCGUAUUAAAGCAGGCGAUUUUCAAGAUAUAAAACCAGUAAUGCGAAACGUAACAAAAUCAUAUGUGGUCUCAAAGCCAUUAACGGGCGGGUCCAGUCAGCAGAGUACGCAAUACUAUCCCGUCGGUUCGUCACCAACAUCCACAUGCUCCAAUUCUUCGGCUACUUCUUCCUCAUCAUCCUCGACUGCACCAAAGUUUAGUGACAAUUCCUCAGAUUCUGGUUUCGACGAAAAUUUGCAGGAAAGAAAAUCGGCAAGUCCUCUGCAGGAGGAUACAGAGAAAAAACUGGCAGCUCGUGCAGCAAUAGGCAAUGUGCAUACGAUGUUUUUGGCAAGUGGCGUCCAGAUACAUGGUCAACCUCAAAAUUUAAUGCUUACUGGCAAUGAGGUAGCUGCAAAAUUAUUACAGAAUCGCAAACAACAAAUGGCUAUGAUGGCAACUUCCAGUGUUGGUGCAAUGCAGCAACACUUUCAACAACAACCAUCAGCAACUAAUGUCUCACGUAUUGGUUCGGCUACACCAUCCUUAAAAAUCGCUCCAGUCACCCCCGCUACAAUAUCUAGCAUAGCAGUGGGACAUGCGGCUGGUAGUAAUUCUCACAGCAAGGCGACCUCAGCGACACUAACUACAACUCGUGCAAUCUACAAUAACAAUACCAUACAACAUGAAAACGGUGUGACAACAAUUGUGCCGGCAUCCUCGUUAGCUGCAUCCACACAAACCGCAGCUAUGAAUGCACUGGCUCCUAGUACCGUUACAAUAACACCUGCACCGACGCAUCAAUUAGGAAAUACAGCAUCUAGUGCGUCGUUGGGUUUAACAAAAAAACUGACAACAAGUGGGGUUGGAGUGAAUUUAAUAGCAACCGGUGGCAGCAGUCAAAGCAAUAUUCUACACACAGUAACAAACGCUACUUCACAUUUGAUCAAUCAUGGCAAUAGCACAAUGCUACACCAACAAGCACACCAUCUACAACAGCAGCAACCACUUCAACAUCACAACACGGCGGCGAGCAAUUUGAAUCAGAAAAUUAUUCUACUGAAGACAUCAGGCCCAACCAAGUACAAUAAUUUGGCGAAUAUCAGCAGCAGCAGUCUUAAUAGCGUUAAGCUGCCAAACGGCGGAACACCAAUAGCCGCGUCGCCCGUGAAUACCGGUGGUGUUUGCAAGAAUUGACCAAGCGGCAGUCGACAGAAAAUCACGCGCUAGUGCUUUACUCAGCUCCCACUUCUACAUUUAUAAACAAUAGUCGGUGUGGGAUAGAAAUAUUGAGUUGCAAUGAUUGUUUAUUCGCAUCUUGCGUCCUAUUUACGUUCUUUGAACGUGUACCUUUACUGUUUAAUUGCUUCGUCACGUUGGUGCUGAGCAAUUAUAAGUUGCCAUUUGUGUAGCACAUAGAAAAUACUCGUAAAAAAGCUAUAUUUUUUAAAGAGAAUUAAAAUCCUAAAUAAUCGGAGAAAUAAUCUGGUUCCAAAUUUGAUUUCUGUAAUUGCAGCGAUAACUUCACCAGCUUUGAGAGCUUUUAUAUAUUUUUAGAUUUGUAUUUUAUGCACAUAUUGCCAUUUCAAACAUGCUUAGUUUUAUUCAAACCGUUUUUUUACCUAAUUAUAAAUACACAAUUUCAUUACAAAAUGCACACACCCAUACAGGUGCACCCCCUCACCCUUAAAGAGUUUAUAAGCAUAUGAAAUAUAUUAAGUGAAGUUUACGGUGAUCAUAUUUAAAAAAGAUUAAAUACGCCCCUGCGCUGUUUAUUGUAUUUUGUAAAUUUUUACUUUUUUUUUCUUUUGUAUAUAUUUAAUAUACGAGUAGUAUAUAAUAUGUGAGCUAUUUUAAAGAAUUUCUAAUUAAUUUAAAUUUUGUUGAAAAAUUUGAUUUAUUUGUACAUAUAUGUAUGCAAGUAGUUUUUUAUAUUUAUAAAUGAUAUCCACUCCUAAAAUUAACUUUAAGUAUCGAAUAAAAUUGGAGAAGCAACACCAAAAGUUCUUACCAUUAAAUCGUUUUACUGUUCUAAACGGGGAAAUUCUUUAUAUAUAUACAUAAAUAGUAUUUACUAAAUUAUUGAAUAAGAAAUCAUUUAAAUAUAAUAAACAAAACACACAUACAUAUAUGCUUGAAAAAAUAUGUAAAAAUUGCAUUUCAUCAAUUUCGGAUAGAUCAGUUAUCCAUAGCAGCAAAUUAGUUAAAUACUAUAUAUAUAAUAAACAUAGCGGUAAAAUUUGCAAAAUACUUUGAAAGAAACUCAAAUGCAAGUUCAAUCAAACUCGAGCGUUCGAGUGUAGCCACAAGAUAAAAUCGUAAAUAAUACGAUAAUUCCAUAUUGUAGUCGUGCUAGUAUAAUGUUUCCGUAGCCUUUGGAGCAUCCAUAAUUGGUAUUUAAUCAAUAAUUGUUGGACUAUGAUAGAUAAGCAAACUAAGCAUAAACAUAAGCAAUGAUUUUCCAAAUAAAGAUAAGUGAAUAAUAAAAAUACUGAAUGAAAUAGUUGAA
Bactrocera oleae (olive fruit fly) is the source of this 5202-nucleotide messenger RNA. The record is from RefSeq and is a predicted model, not a curated record. NCBI's taxonomy places the organism in Eukaryota, Metazoa, Arthropoda, Insecta, Diptera, Tephritidae.